UCGAAUUUUUUUUUUUGCCAACCAAAACGUUACGUAGUUUAUUAUUGUAACAGGCGGAGUAGUGUUAGUUAAAACCAAGCGGUCAACACUUUCCACGGUUGCCAUUUUUGCACGUUAUUAUUAUUAAUUAAAUUAUUGUUUUUUAUUUAAUUUUAAUUUUAAUAAAAUGGAAUUUCCCGUGAAAUUUUUGUCGCUCCAAAAGCCGGAGUUGGAGUAUGAGGUUAGCAUUCGUGGUGAGACACCGGGUUCCACCGUCCAGGACUUGCGGAAACAAAUUUCGAAAUUAGGGCCUUUGUUUCCUUCCGAGGAUAUUUUAGAAAGUAAUUUCUCUGUCGCUGCCGAUUUAAAGGGCGUUAGUGAUGCUCUCGCGAAAGUUCAGUCGCAUUUAGAUUCUCGACCGGAUAGGAACGUUUUUCUUCGCACACAAAACCUUUUAAAUCACCUGCAUCACCGUCUCAACCGUAUAGUGUAUGAUGAAACGACCAAGCCCAUGUUUGACGUUUGCGACCAAGAAUAUAGAGCUCUUACAGCUAGAUUUAAUUCCUUCAAGGACACGGCUGCCGCGACCGUUUUGCCUGCUCCGAACGCCGAACCCGUUGUUAGCACGGCACCGAUAAACGUAAACGUCACAUGCGACCGUGGUAGUCACAAUGAGCUUUGCAAAAUCAAGUUUGAUGGCAAGUCUUGCGUCCGUGCCUUCGUGGUACGCAUAACGGAAUUUUGUGAGGCUAGGUCUAUUUCGGAUUCAAAACUUUUGUCCUAUGACUCCUAUGCCACAGAGAUUUUUACUGGUGAUGCACUACACUGGUACCGAAAUAUUAAGGGUCAAGUGUCCAGCUGGGUUGAACUCGCCACGUUGCUUAAACAAGAUUUUGGUCAGAAGGACUAUGAUUAUAGGCUCGGUAAUGAGAUUCGGUCACGCACGCAGGGUGAAUCCGAGAACAUUACCGUGUACCUAUCAAUCAUGGCCGGGUUAUUCUCACGUCUCUCUAAACCUUUACCGGAGGACGAGAAAUUAGAGAUCCUCCUCCAUAACAUCAGGCCUUGCUAUGCCAGUACUUUAGCGUCAGCAGCCGCGAUUACUGACAUAGAUACGUUACGUAAUCACUGUCGUAACUACGAAAGUAUCCAGGCACGUCUUGCCGACUUUCGCAAACCACCCAGACGGACAGCUGACACCUUGGCACCUGAGUUUGCCUAUACUGGUAAUAGUUAUAACAAGAAUAAUAACAACAAUAACAACAAGAAUUUCACAUACAGGAACAACAAUAAUAAACAAUAUAAUCAAUUUAAUUCUAAUCAAAAUAACAAUAGGUCUUUUACUAAUAACACUAAUAAACAAUAUAAUCAAUUUCAUUCUAAUCACAAUAAUAAAUCUUAUACUAACAACAAUAAUUUUAAUAAAUUUAACAACAAUAUGAAACAGGUACAUGCAGUUACUUCUACACCCUCUGCCAAAACUUUGUAUUGCCCUAGAUGUCGCAAUAAUAGCCACAACUUGCGUCAAUGCCCAGCUAAUAAGGACGAAAUUUAUUGUUUUAAGUGUGGUCAUAAAGGUGUCAAGUCCCCAGAUUGCCCUACUUGCAAAAAGGGUAAACCUUCUACCUCAAAAAACUAAAUAGACAGAAUUGUGCCAACCAUCUGGUUAAUAAUUUUGAUCCUGUAGAUUGGGGCAAAUGGCUGAAAACUAUUGAGAUUUUUUUCAGUUCGUAUAACAUCGACGCAAUUCUGAAUGAUGAUCCCAGUAUUGAUAAUCGUCCUUAUGCAACGGUACAGGUUAAUGGUGUUAAUAUGACAGGUUUACUCGAUUCUGGUGCUGCUAUAACUGUAUUAAAAAGUGAGGCUCAUCAAGCACUUCAAGGUUUACCUAUUCAUACAGAUCAACUCAUUACAGCCAAAGGGGCUGGCAAUCGUAUUAUGCAGAGCCGGGGUUACAUUAACUUGCCUGUACAUUUUCAAGAUAAGUUCCGUUUUAUUACCGCUCAUAUAGUACCAGAUGUAAACACGGAUUUUAUAUUAGGCGUAGAUUUUUGGCGUAAAUUUAAUAUUCUUCCUAACUUAAGUAGUAUUACAUUUCGUAAUGUGUCAGUAGUACAAGAGGAACCAAAGCCAGAAAAUCCUACAUUUAUUCAUGGUUAUGAUCAUUUAAGCGUUUCGGAGAAGUCCAUUGCUGACAACAUCAUUGCACAGUUCGAGGAUAUUUCUGCCGAGCGCAAGGGUUUAGGUAAGACCAGUCUCAUUGAACACCGUCUAGAUACUGGGGAUGCUCAGCCGAUCCGGCAACGGUAUUAUCGUAUGUCGCCUGAGAAACAACGGAUUCUCGUCGAACAGGUCGACGAAAUGCUUAGUCUCGACGUUAUCGAGCCCUGCGAAAGCGCCUGGUCUUCACCUGUUCUACUCGUCACGAAGAAGAAUGGUCAGCCUCGUUUCUGCCUCGACAGUCGCAAGCUGAAUUCUGUUACUCGAAAGGAUGCGUAUAAUUUACCUUAUGUAACGGAAAUAUUGGACAACCUGCGUGACGCUCGUUACCUUACGAGUAUCGAUUUGUCCAAGGCCUUUUGGCAAAUUCCGAUUGCUGUCGAGGAUAGGGACAAAACUGCCUUCUAUGUUCCUGGUCGUGGUACAUUCCGUUUUAAAAGAACCGCAUUUGGCCUCACAAAUGCGCCAGCAACACAACAACGUUUAGUUGAUCUUCUCUUCAGAGAAUUUGACUUAAAAGUCUUUGCCUACUUAGAUGACAUAAUUAUAGUUUCCGAGGACUUUAAUUCUCAUGUGUCACUUCUUCUGCG
This is a messenger RNA of Cydia splendana, 2789 nucleotides long. RefSeq lists its product as uncharacterized. Lineage: Eukaryota; Metazoa; Arthropoda; Insecta; Lepidoptera; Tortricidae. Bases 167 to 1618 code for a protein of 483 amino acids. The transcript has a single exon. The record is from RefSeq and is a predicted model, not a curated record. Gene Ontology annotation, molecular function: nucleic acid binding; zinc ion binding.